Molecule: messenger RNA, 1358 nt
Organism: Zingiber officinale
Lineage: Eukaryota; Viridiplantae; Streptophyta; Magnoliopsida; Zingiberales; Zingiberaceae
Exons: 10
Coding region: 402-1157 (251 amino acids)
Cellular component (GO): mitochondrion
Molecular function (GO): protein-containing complex binding
Source: RefSeq, a predicted model, not a curated record
UGACUGGUACUUGAAGGUGUAGAUGGAUAUGGCGAGAGGCUGCUGCAUUGGUGCAUCCGUUUCGCUGGUCGACUUCCGAGAAGCCGUCAAAGUCUGAUGGAUGACCAAAAACUGAUGGAAGCUUUGAUUUUGACUGGUACGCAUGGUUGAAUUUGAAGGUGUAGAUGGAUAUGGCGAGAGGCUGCUGCAUUGGUCGACGUCCGAGAAGCCGUCAAAGUCAUCGCUUCUUUAGUUAUUAAGUCGUUAAAUAUGCGAACAAUCAACAACUGCGAUCUAGAAGCAGCAGGAGUGGGUCAAUCCGGAGAAGCAGCUUCUCGAGACCAUAAAAGGGGCGGCUUUGUUUGCCUUCCUCCAGCAGUACCGCCGCCGAAUCGGAAGGAGCAGGGUUUGGGGCUACAACGAUGGCAUCGCAGUCCAGUUCAAAUAAGCUUCAUGAGCCUCUUGUAGUGAAGGGAGCAACUCAACCAACCAAGUUACUUUUACUUGGUGGCAAUGGUUUCAUUGGCACAGAAAUUUGCAAACUGGCUUUGGAUCAAGGCUUAUCUGUUUCAAGUCUUAGCAGGUCUGGAAGGUCUUCAACACGUGAGCCUUGGGCUGAUAAAGUUGAGUGGCACAAAGGGAACCUUCUUGAACCUGAAUCUUUGAAGGGGGCUAUGACUGGUGUCAGUGUUGUGAUAUCUCUGGUUGGAGGAUUUGGAUCCUAUGAAGAAAUGAUACAGAUGAAUGGGACUGCAAACAUCAAUGCUAUAAGAGUUGCUGCUGAAAAAGGUGUGGAAAGAUUUGUAUUUGUAUCAGCUGCUGAUUUUCGUGCGGUGGAAGGCCUUAUUCGAGGAUAUCAUGAGGGAAAGAGAUUAGCUGAAGCAGAACUGAAGUCGAAGUUCCCCGAAAAAUGCGUAAUUCUCAGGCCGGGUUAUGUAUAUGGAACGAAGCAACUUGGGAGUAUGAAGCUACCAUUAUGGCCAGUCUUUGCGCCAUUUGAGAUGGUUCUUCAGCAUUUUGGGCCUCUCUACCGUCUGCCGCUUGUGGGCCCUUUCUUCACACCUCCGAUUAGCGUUGCUGCAGUCGCAAAACUUGCACUGAGAGGUGCUACCGAUCCAGCAUUUCCUCAUGGCGCGAUAGAGAUUCAUGACAUGAUCCGAUUGAGCAAACAAAAGUGAUGUGCUUUUGCUAGUGUGAUUCAGAAAACCGAGCAAAGACAGGUAGUGUAUGUCUCGAAUUGUUGUGUUCUUCUCGAAUUGUUGUUGUGUGGAUCAAAAUGGAGCCGAAAACUAUUCAACUUCAAAGUAUCAUUCCAAAUGUUAUUGAAGAGAUUGUUGUGAAAGUACUAAUAAAACUCAUAGAAUUGAAUUGAGCAUUUA